UCACGUCGGGAAACUCUCCGUCUCGCCUCCUUAUCCCUCUCUUCUUCCAACUCCAUGGCCGUUCUCCUCAAAACGCCGUCGCUUCGCCUCUCUUCUCCGCCGCUUCACGCCCCCGACCUCGUACCCUUCAAGCCCUUCUGCGUCUCCUUCGCCGGAGGAAGAAUCUCAGAUGCCGUCGCCAGAGUCUCGUUCUCUCGCCGGACUUCUUGUUCUCUCCGGUUUGAUUCUGGGCAGUCUCUCCGGCUCCUAAGAUUCGUAGGAUUUGCGUCUGGAGAGACCGAGACCACCGAGACGGAGGCGGAAGCUGGCGAACCCGAAAUCAAGGACACAGACGGUGCUGUUGGAGUCGAGGGUGAAGACGCCAGUGCUGAGGGCAGAGAAGUUGAGGAAGCAGAAGCAUCAGUUGUAAUGGCAUUGCUUCAAUCGUAUAAGGAAGCUCUAGCUAACAACGAUGAAGGCAAGGUUGCUGAGAUAGAGGCAUCUUUAAAGGCCAUUGAAGAUGAAAAGAUACAGCUUGGGAAGAAAAUAGCGUCUUUAUCAGAUGAAUUAUCGGUGGAGAGGGAUCGGGUUCUUAGGAUCAGUGCUGAUUUUGACAAUUUCCGGAAGAGGACAGAGAGGGAACGGCUUUCCCUUGUGUCAAAUGCUCAAGGCGAGGUUGUAGAGAAUUUAUUGUCAGUUCUGGAUAAUUUCGAGAGGGCCAAGACCCAAAUUAAGGUGGAGUCCGAGGGAGAAGAGAAAAUCACUAACAGCUACCAGAGCAUUUACAAACAAUUUGUAGAAAUUCUGGGUUCGCUCGGCGUUGUCCCUGUCGAGACAGUCGGAAAGCAAUUUGAUCCAAUGCAACAUGAGGCUAUCAUGAGAGAGGAUUCAUCGGAGUUCGAAGAGGGGAUCAUACUCGAAGAAUACAGGAAAGGGUUCAUGCUGGGCGAUAGACUGUUACGGCCUUCAAUGGUGAAAGUAUCGGCUGGUCCGGGACCAGCCAAGGCUCAUCAAGAAGACGAGAAACCUGGAGGGGAAGAGGCCGGAGAAAGUAACAAAGAAGGGGAAGAUGAAGCGGCGGCUACUUCAUCUUGAUUCUUGAAUGAGAGACAGACCACACUUGAGUAGAGAAAAAAAAAGCGUAACUCAAGCAGUUUUGUCAUGUUAUUGUCAUUUUAUUGGUACAUUCUCAUUCGUAAUUGGUGGAGAGAGAGAGAAACAUGCUAGAAUUUGUCAAAUUGUUGGAUUGUUUCAUCUUAUGACUUAUGAGCAUCAAACUAAUAUAUACGUGUU
Molecule: messenger RNA, 1272 nt
Organism: Tarenaya hassleriana
Lineage: Eukaryota; Viridiplantae; Streptophyta; Magnoliopsida; Brassicales; Cleomaceae
Product: protein GrpE
Exons: 3
Coding region: 55-1074 (339 amino acids)
Biological process (GO): protein folding
Cellular component (GO): chloroplast
Molecular function (GO): protein homodimerization activity; adenyl-nucleotide exchange factor activity; protein-folding chaperone binding
Source: RefSeq, a predicted model, not a curated record